CUUCGACGCAGCAGUUACCGCUGAACCGCAUCCGUUGCCUGGGUCAUUUACAUUGAAAUUGGCGAAUUCUUUUUCAUUUUUGCGAAAAGUCGUGCUUGGUUAGCUUCAUUCUCCGUUUGUUUAGUCACUCGUCGUGUCUCUGAACAUGGCUGUUUUCCUACAGAAGUCUUCGACCUCGCUGUUUUUGGUUGGCAGACGGCUUUUGAACCCGGAGGUAACUUUCUGUUCAUAUCACAAAAAGGUGGUAGACCAUUAUGAAAACCCAAGGAAUGUGGGAUCUUUAGACAAAAAUGCCAAGGAUGUAGGGACAGGAUUGGUCGGUGCGCCUGCCUGUGGUGAUGUAAUGAAACUACAGAUCCAGGUGGAUGAAAAUGGAAAGAUUGUGGAUGCCAAAUUCAAGACUUUUGGGUGCGGCUCAGCCAUCGCCUCCAGUUCUCUUGCUACUGAGUGGGUGAAGGGGAAAACGAUUGAUGAAGCUUUGAAGAUCAAGAACACAGAUAUUGCCAAAGAACUCUGCCUUCCUCCAGUCAAGCUUCAUUGCUCAAUGCUUGCAGAAGAUGCCUUAAAAGCAGCUUUGGCAAACUACAGACUAAAACAACAGGAGAACAAGGGAGAAACCUGAAAAAGACACCAGUUAGCAUGUUAUUACCUACGUCUUAUUACCAGCGGUGCUCCUUGAAAGUUUAGUGACAUAUGGACUUAAAUCUCUGUGAGCUUUAUACACUUAAAAAUCAAAAUAGUAAAACGAUUAUUUCCUUAAUAAAGAAAAAAAAUGCUUCACAA
This is a messenger RNA of Thalassophryne amazonica, 783 nucleotides long. RefSeq names its product iron-sulfur cluster assembly enzyme (gene iscua). NCBI's taxonomy places the organism in Eukaryota, Metazoa, Chordata, Actinopteri, Batrachoidiformes, Batrachoididae. Gene Ontology annotation, molecular function: 2 iron, 2 sulfur cluster binding; ferrous iron binding. Gene Ontology annotation, cellular component: mitochondrial matrix; cytoplasm. Gene Ontology annotation, biological process: iron-sulfur cluster assembly; intracellular iron ion homeostasis. The coding region runs from base 146 to 622 and encodes 158 amino acids. The record is from RefSeq and is a predicted model, not a curated record. The transcript is spliced from 5 exons.